This is a messenger RNA of Egretta garzetta (little egret), 1581 nucleotides long. RefSeq names its product cell adhesion molecule 3 (gene CADM3). NCBI's taxonomy places the organism in Eukaryota, Metazoa, Chordata, Aves, Pelecaniformes, Ardeidae. The record is from RefSeq and is a predicted model, not a curated record. The transcript has 12 exons. Gene Ontology annotation, biological process: homophilic cell-cell adhesion. The coding region runs from base 1 to 1581 and encodes 526 amino acids. Gene Ontology annotation, cellular component: presynaptic membrane.
AUGUGGAGACGCUGUGGGACUGUAAACGGAGCCGGCCCCGGAGGCGUCGAGGAGGGCGCCUUGCCCUGCAGCUCCCGGGGGACGUGUCCCCUGGCUGGAGCGCACCGGGUGCGCAGGACGGCUCUGCUCCGAGCGCGCUACCUGUGCGACAGAAACCCCUUGUCCCUGGAGAGGGACACGCACCCAACAAGCACGUGUGUGUGCCUGCGCACGCGUGCCCACGCUCGAGGGGCGGUGCAGACGCCCCCAGAGAGCCAGCCCACGACGUCGGACGAGACUGUGGUGGCCGGUGGUACAGUGGUGCUCAAGUGCCAGGUGGAGGAUCCCGAUGACUCCUCGCUGCAGUGGUCCAACCCUGCCCAGCAGACCCUCUACUUCGGGGAGAAGCGAGCCCUGCGAGAUAACAGGAUCCAGCUGGAGAGGUCCACACCCAACGAGCUGACCAUCAGCAUCAGUGACGUGGUGCUGUCAGACGAGGGGGAAUACACGUGCUCCAUUUUCACCAUGCCCGUGCGGACUGCGAAGGCCCUGGUCACCGUACUGGGAAUUCCCCAGAAACCCCAAAUCUUUGGCCACGAGCAGCCCAUUGACGAGGAGAAGAUAGCCAGGUUGACCUGCCGGUCCUCUGGCAGCAAGCCCGCGGCCCAGCUCCGGUGGAAGAAGGGCAACAAGGAGCUGAAGGACGAGGGCACUGAGGUGGUGGAGGACCCCAACGGAAAGACCUUCACUGUGAGCAGUCGGGUGGAGUUCCGUGUCACCAAGGAGGACAACGAAGCCGAGGUGACCUGCACUGUGGACCACGAAUCCCUGCAGAACUCCGAGAGGUCGACCACGCAGAAGCUGCAGCUGCACUGUGCACCCCCAGUGUGCCGACCCCCACCCCAGUACACCCCACCGCCUGCAGAGCAGGGCAGGGGCAGGGACCCGCGGGAAGGCGAGAAGCUCCAGCUGCAGUGUGACGGGCAGGGCAACCCCAUCCCCCAGGAGUUCCUGUGGGAGAAGGAGGGCAGCGAUGCACCCCUGCAGCUCAGCUCCGACAGCGUCCUCAUCUUCCCCUUCCUCAACAAGAGCGACAGCGGCACCUACGUCUGCACGGCCACCAGCUCCAUGGGCAGCGUCGUGGCCAAGUACAACCUCGACGUCAGUGAUCUUUCCCAGCUCCCCACCCCACAUGUUCACUCCACUCCAGCCCCUCCGCCGGGCCCUUCCCAGCCCAUCUCUCAUGCUUCCAUGGCCACCGCUUCAUCCUUCACUCCAGCUCCCAUCCAAGACGCCAGCCCAGUGCCCUCGACCUCCAGCACCUACCACGCGGUGAUCGGCGGGUGGUUGGCCGUCAUUGUCUUCCUCCUGCUCAGUCUUCUCAUCGUGCUGGGACACUACCUGAUCAGACACAAAGGUAUGUGCAUAAGACACGGGGAGACGGUCACAUCCAGACAUCGGCAAACCCCAGCAGAGGUGAUGUGUCCCUACCUGACCCACGAGGCCAAGGGGUCGGACGACGCCCCCGAUGCCGACACGGCCAUCAUCAAUGCAGAGGGUGGCCAAGCCGGUGGCGACGACAAGAAAGAGUAUUUCAUCUAG